Alternaria rosae is the source of this 3999-nucleotide messenger RNA. RefSeq names its product E1-E2 ATPase-domain-containing protein. Gene Ontology annotation, cellular component: membrane. Gene Ontology annotation, molecular function: P-type divalent copper transporter activity; copper ion binding; ATP hydrolysis activity. The record is from RefSeq and is a predicted model, not a curated record. Bases 196 to 3999 code for a protein of 1267 amino acids. Gene Ontology annotation, biological process: copper ion homeostasis; monoatomic cation transport. The transcript is spliced from 3 exons. Lineage: Eukaryota; Fungi; Ascomycota; Dothideomycetes; Pleosporales; Pleosporaceae.
UCCUUCGUCCACGCCCAGUCGCUUCCUUGAUUGCUUUGAUUGCGCGACGACAGCCGUUGGCUACCACCCCGGGACCAGCGCCCACUGCCAUCUAUAUCAUCGCCUGAGGAACAGAGUCAUCUACCCGAUUGAUUGAGGAGCACCGACAUUGUCGAUAUUACACAGCCAAGUCACCCCGAACGCGAACCAGUCACCAUGUCUUCCGCUGCACCGUUACCCAGAUUGCGCGAUCCUGCGGUGAACAGCACCACGACCACGACGUGUUUUAUUUCUAAUCUGCACUGCCCGUCAUGUGUGGACGGUAUCCAAGCCUCUCUCAGCGCGCUCUCACCGCCGCCACAAGACGUAUUCGUCUCCAUCGUUUCACAUUCAGUGGUUGUACGCCACGCCGCUUCUCUCAACCUUGACGAUAUCACAGUCUCACUAGAAGCUACGGGAUUCGAGAUACACAGUGUGUUUCAAGACACCAAGGCCGUUCGGAGUCCGAUCGAGGUUAAGAACCCCGAGGGUAAGAGCAAGGAGUGGCACACCAGCUUUGAACGCGCCGUCAACCACUGGUUACAUCCUUCUGCCGACCUUGAAGGUUCACACGACGACAUGAAGAAGAAAGAAACUCACCUGACUCAGUGCGAGCAGUGCAAGAGAGAAGGUGGUGGAGUUAGCUUGCACGGCGAUGAGGUGCUGCGAUUCAAGCCUGCGCCUAUCGUCACGACUUCACCCAGAGGUAGCUCCGAUGGCUUCUCGUCGCCCGAACCAAAGUCGCCUUCGUCCGAGGCUUUCGUUGCUGUCCACUCACCUACAGCUCCCCAACUCUACAAAGCAACGCUGUCUAUUACCGGCAUGACGUGCAGCUCAUGCGUCUCUGCCAUUACCCACGCGGUCCAGGAGCACCCCUGGGUUCAGUCAGUCAAUAUCAACCUCUUGACCAACAGCGGAGUGAUAGUCUUCAGUGGCAAAGAGAAGUGCGAGGAGCUUGUCGAGACGAUCGAAGAUUGUGGAUUUGAUGUCGCAGUGGAGAAGCUAGAGGAGGUGCAGACUACAUUGUCAGGAGCUAUGGCAGUAUCGAAGCAACAGAGCGAGAGGUGGCGCGCAACGUAUUCUCUCGGAGGCCUGACAUGCUCCGCUUGUGUCGGAAACGUCGAUCAAGCGCUACGGCCCCUCACUUGGAUUGAAAAGGUUGAUAUCAACCUUGUCUCGAACAGUGCGACCAUCAUCUUCAGAGGUAAGGAACAUCUGCCAGAGAUCAAGGAAAGUAUCGAGGACGUAGGGUACACCGCCACUCUCGAUCAAGUUGUUCAAGAAGGGGUCACAGUGACCGACACCAUCGAGCGUUCCGUCGCGAUUCGCAUAGACGGUAUGUUCUGCCACCAUUGCCCAGACAACAUCACCCGAGGAUUGCAUGAAGCGUUUGCGAUCGAGCGCAGUUUUGCGAUCGACGAUCCAUCACUGUCGUUCGAGCAACCCAUUCUGCAUAUCAGAUAUGUACCCGACCCUCCUUGCUUCACGGUCCGAAAGAUCUUUUCGAUGAUCGAAAGUCUCAACCCAGCGUUCCAGCCUUCGGUUUUCCACCCUCCGACACUUGAAGAGCGCGCGCGUCAGAUGCACGCACAAGAGCGGACGCGUAUUCUGUUCCGCCUCAUUCUAUGCAUCAUUGUCGCGAUUCCCACGUUUGUCCUCGGCAUAGUCUUCAUGAGCUUGAUUAGCUCUAAGAACCCUAUACGCAAAUACCUCAUGGGCACGAUGUGGGCCGGCAACGUCACUCGACUAAGCUGGGCGCUCUUCAUCCUCGCUACACCUAUCUAUUUCUUCGCCGCCGAUACAUUCCACCGACGCGCACUAAAAGAGCUGAGAUCGAUGUGGCGACCAGGAAGCCGAACCCCGUAUCUGCACCGCUUUACACGUUUCGGUAGCAUGAACAUGCUCAUCUCGCUCGGUACGACAAUCGCAUACCUAGCAUCGAUUGUAGAGCUCAUCCUAGCUGCAACGAAGAAGUCUUCUGGUUCCAUGAACGACUCUUACUUCGAUGCAGUAGUCUUCCUAACCAUGUUCUUACUGAUCGGUCGGUUCUUGGAAGCUUACAGCAAAGCUAAGACUGGCGAUGCUGUCACCUCGCUUGGAAAGCUUCGACCAAAUGAAGCUUUGCUCGUCGACGCAGAGAAAGGUGACACCAAGAUCGCUACUGAUCUUCUUGAGGUCGGUGAUGUCGUUAGAGUCCAUAAUGGCGCUUCGCCACCGUUCGAUGGAGACAUCAUCGAAGGCAGCUCAAACUUUGAUGAAUCAAGCUUGACUGGCGAGUCGCGUCCGGUCAAGAAGAUAGAGGGUGAUACUGUGUUCUCCGGUACAGUGAACAAAGGUUCAUCGGUCAAGAUCAGGGUCACGACAGUAUCGGGUACUUCCAUGUUGGAUCAGAUCAUCAAUGCUGUGCGAGAAGGACAGUCGCGUCGCGCACCCGUCGAACGCGUCGCUGAUACUAUCACUUCGCAUUUCGUACCUUUCGUCAUUGCCGUCGCUAUUCUCACCUGGAUUGUCUGGCUCAUCCUCGGCACCACGGGUGCUAUUCCAAGCGAUUGGAAGAAUGAAGGCGCUGGCGGCUGGGAGCUCUGGUCUCUUCGCUUCGCCAUAGCCGUAUUCGUUAUUGCCUGUCCCUGCGGUAUAGGUCUAGCCGCGCCAACUGCUCUCUUCGUCGGAGGUGGUCUGGCCGCCAAACAUGGUAUCCUUGUCCGGGGUGGUGGUGAAGCUUUCCAAGAAGCCAGCUCACUCGACUGCAUCGUCUUCGACAAGACUGGCACCUUGACACAGGGUGGCGAUCCAGCAGUAACGAAUCACAAGUUCUCUAACUACCAGAACGCUGCACUUGUGUUGGGUGUUGUCAAGGCGUUGGAAGAGAACAGCAAUCAUCCUAUCGCUCGAGCGCUUGUCUCGUUCUGUAACAGGGAGGUUCACGACACACCCACAGCAGUCAACGUGGACGAGGUGCCUGGCAAGGGUCUGAAGGGUACCUUUAGGGUCGAUGGACAAGACUUUACCGCGAUCAUUGGUAAUGAAAGCUUCAUGGCUGACCACAACGUCCCUAUCCUCGCCGACGAUGCGUUGUCACUGCAGAAGUGGAAGUCGCAGGGAGAUUCGGUCGCUUUAGUCGCCUUGUUCCUACCGCAAAAUGGCGAGCAAGGUGCGGCAGAGCGUUCCGAGCCAUCCAAUACCUCGGAGGCCCUGUCACUCGCCGUCACUGAAAUUCAACCUGCGUCAUCUUGGCGACUCGCAUGUACCUUCUCCAUCGCCGAUCCGCUCCGCCCUGAAGCACCAGGCGUCAUUUCAGCCCUGCAAGCGCGCGGUAUAGACGUUUGGAUGCUAUCCGGCGACAACCCUACCACGGCCAAUGUUGUAGGCGUACAAGUCGGAAUCCCAACUUCCAACAUCAUAGCUGGCGUCCUUCCUGACCAGAAAGCCGAGAAGAUUAAGUACCUCCAGCAGACACUCACCAAGCCGCACAAAUCUCAAAAACGCGCAACUGUUGCCAUGGUAGGUGACGGCAUCAACGACGCACCCGCACUCUCCACCGCCGAUCUCAGCAUAGCAAUUGGCUCUGGUUCCGACAUCGCCUUGUCAUCUUCCUCAUUCAUCCUCAUCAACUCCCGCCUAACGACCAUCCUCACGCUUCUCGACCUAUCCCGCGUAGUCUUCCGCCGGGUAUACUUCAACUUCGGAUGGGCGCUUAUCUACAACCUCGUCGCCAUGCCCAUCGCCGCUGGCGUCUUAUUCCCCAUUACCACCGGCAGCAAGCAGAUGGAUAUGCAUCAUAACGGCGUUGGGAUGGAAGGCGGUAUGGCGAUGGAAGAUACGGGCAAGAAACAUAUUAGACUUGAUCCUGUUUGGGCUAGUUUGGCGAUGGCGUUGAGUAGUGUGUCGGUGGUUUGUAGUAGUUUGGCAUUGAGGAGUAGGGUGCCUGGUGUGGGGUUUAGGGUCAAAGUUGAAAGGUUGGGUGACGUGGUAACCGCUUGA